Messenger RNA from Leptidea sinapis, 1453 nucleotides. Its product is annotated as calmodulin. Gene Ontology annotation, molecular function: enzyme regulator activity; calcium ion binding. The transcript has 4 exons. The coding region runs from base 288 to 737 and encodes 149 amino acids. NCBI's taxonomy places the organism in Eukaryota, Metazoa, Arthropoda, Insecta, Lepidoptera, Pieridae. The record is from RefSeq and is a predicted model, not a curated record.
UUCCCGUGCGUCCCGAGACAUGGACUUGGAUGACAAAACAUUGCAAUUCGAAACAUUGUUGUGUACGCGUCAAAAUCGAGAUCGGUCAUGAUAGUGCGACGAUUCGAUUGAACGAUUACGAACGAUUCGCAAGGCGCACAGAGCGUAUCUCGGUGUUGAGUUUCCCGUUGCGACCGCUCGCGCGAUUGAGGGCGGCAGUAUCGUUUCAACCGUCGCUCUGUGUGGUCGCUUAAGCGGCGCUGUCUGUGAUUUUUAGUGUAGCUCCUGUUAAUCCAAGUUAAUCGACUAUGGCGGAUCAACUAACAGAGGAACAAAUCGCCGAAUUCAAAGAGGCGUUCUCAUUGUUCGACAAGGAUGGCGACGGCACCAUCACCACCAAGGAGCUGGGCACCGUGAUGCGCUCGCUGGGACAGAACCCCACCGAGGCUGAGCUGCAGGACAUGAUCAACGAAGUGGACGCCGACGGCAACGGCACGAUAGACUUCCCCGAGUUCCUGACGAUGAUGGCGCGCAAGAUGAAGGACACGGACAGCGAGGAGGAGAUCCGCGAAGCGUUCCGCGUGUUCGACAAGGACGGCAACGGGUUCAUCUCGGCGGCCGAGCUGCGCCACGUGAUGACCAACCUGGGCGAGAAGCUGACCGAUGAGGAGGUGGACGAGAUGAUCCGCGAAGCCGACAUCGACGGCGACGGCCAGGUCAAUUAUGAAGAAUUCGUCACUAUGAUGACGUCGAAGUGAGGCAGCGGCUAGUGUGUGUGUAUAAAGCGGAGAAUUUAAAUAUACGUUUUGUUUCAUGACACACAAUAUUUAGCAUCGUAUUGGACCUGCAUUUCUCUAGUGUUUGCGAUAAAUUAAAUAUUGUCAUCGUUUCUGUUUAUGGUAUAAGGUUGGAUACAGCGGCGGCCGACGCCCGCGCGCCUAGACUUAAAGUAUUCCGUUGUUUUAUGGUAAGGACGUCGCGUCGCUCGGUCUGUGUAUGUGUGUGUGUGUGUGAGUGUGCGUGAGUGCGUGCGUGCGUGCCUCUGUGUUGCGUCACGCCCUAGUGUAUGCGGUGCUAGCCUCCGCACCUUUCCGAUACCUUUUAAAUGUAAUUUUUUUCAAGUAUGAGAUAUUUAUAAAGUACGUGAGAUAAAAUUUAAAAAAAUCCCAAAAAAAUAUGUAACUUAAAGAUGGCGGAUGAGUACGCCCAUCAGAAAUGUUUAAAUAAAUAAAUAUUAAAUAAUUAUAAUGUGACUCUGUAACGAAUAAAUAAGAUUUAUUGAUAAUAUUGUUUUGAAUGUAUCUAUCUGUAACUAUAAUACGAGUAUAUAUGACUUGAUAAAUAUUAUAUUUCUAUUGUCGGUGAACUGAAGUCCGCUAUGUUAUAAUUGUCUUAACACAUAGAUUCUUUCAUUUAUUAAAAUUUACAAAAGACAUACUGAAAAUAAAUGUUUCUUCAUUUUUAGGUCAAUAAG